AUGACUGUUAUGAGCAAUAAAGACAAAGAAAAAUGUGAUGCCAUCAUCAAGAAAGUGUUGUUCAAGAUUGGUGACCAUGUCAAACUCAUGCACAAAGGAUGUUUUGGUCUGGAACUGCGAUUCAAGGGUCCAUUUGUAGUCAUGAACAAGAACGAGGCUUAUGGUACUUAUCAAUUGAAAACUAUGGAAGGUAAACCUCUCACAUCCUGGGUUCAUAUUGACCAUUUGUACAAGACACAUGGUGAUGCCCCUCAAGACACAUGGUAUAACCCAAAUGCCUCUUGCUCUGCCUGGCGCACUGCUAUGCGACUCUUGGACUUGGAGAUUCCGAAUGACACGGUCGAUCCUGUGGCUUCACCAGAUGAUGUUGGUGCUUGUGGACGAUCACAAAGCCAGGAGGGGGGUAAUGUCAGAGUUGAUAUCAGUGAACAAAAUCAGUAG
This is a messenger RNA of Phycomyces blakesleeanus NRRL 1555(-), 441 nucleotides long. RefSeq lists its product as hypothetical. Lineage: Eukaryota; Fungi; Mucoromycota; Mucoromycetes; Mucorales; Phycomycetaceae. The transcript has a single exon. The record is from RefSeq and is a predicted model, not a curated record. The coding region runs from base 1 to 441 and encodes 146 amino acids.